UGUAAAUACACAGGUGGCAGCGGCAUGAGCGCGUGAAAGUGCUUUAUGUAAAUAAAACAGAAGUGAAACCUCGUCACUCUGCCCUGGUUUCCAGACUCAGACAGACUCGCUGAGAUGAAAUGUUUGACACAUAGUUGGAGAGCAGACUCUGGAUUUUAAUACGAGGUGACGGCUGCGCAGUCAUGCCUCAGUUGACGUCGGCCGCGGUGCUGCAGCUCGUGCUGCUUCUGUCCGCGUUGCCUGCGCAGUACCUCAUCUCCAGGUGGAGCGGCUCUACGUCAGCGCAGCGCUUCCACGCGACCUCACGGCUGCUUAGAAUAUGGAAAGAGUGGAGAGCAUCUUUUCUCAAUAUUGCCACUGUAUGGACGGACUGGGCGAACCAGCAGAUUACCAAAGUCAAGUCUUUUAUCGGCUUGGAGCAGGAGGAAGAAGAAAAUAUGUCACUGGCCAUAGAGAAUAUGAUGCAGGACAAUGAAAUGGGAUACUUUGGAGCCUCAAAAGAAGUGCGUGACCGUCCUAUGUUUGUUUUCCUGCGGGUUGGAGACGUGGUGAUUGAAAGGAAUCAUAACAGGUUAGGGGUGAUAGUGAGCUGGGACCCUGAGCCUCGAGCCCCUGCAGAGUGGUUAAAAAAGAUGUACUCCAACUUUGAGGGCUACCAAGCACAGCACACGCCUCAUUAUAAAGUUCUCUUCAGUGGGCCAACAUCCUCCUCCGUGUUUGUUGGUUAUCUGCCACAAACGCAGCUGCAGCGCAUCACCGGAGUGAGGCCGGACAUUCCCAUGCUGGAGAAUUACUUCACACACUUUGAUGGCGAGCGGUUCGUCAUGCAGCCCUGGCUCAGAGAGAUCUUCCCUGAAGAUGAGGAAGAGCACGAGGACUUUUAACAGCAUGACUGUGACCUGUUUCCUGCAGGAUUAUUGAUCUUUAACCAUAAAGGUCGAUGAAAGAGCACAUAAAGGAUGAUUUUUAAAUCCUUCUCAGGUGGAUGCUAAUGUGAAGGUGUCUUUUCAGACAGUGGAGAAACUCUGGGAUUUGCUGCUUCAUGAAAUCUGGUUAUUCAGCUUUCAUGUGUUCAGCUUUUACUUCUUAAAGAUGUGCAGUAUUAAAAUACUAACAGU
Cheilinus undulatus (humphead wrasse) is the source of this 1118-nucleotide messenger RNA. RefSeq lists its product as uncharacterized. The record is from RefSeq and is a predicted model, not a curated record. NCBI's taxonomy places the organism in Eukaryota, Metazoa, Chordata, Actinopteri, Labriformes, Labridae. The transcript is spliced from 7 exons. The coding region runs from base 183 to 884 and encodes 233 amino acids. Gene Ontology annotation, molecular function: DNA binding.